This is a messenger RNA of Dracunculus medinensis (Guinea worm), 300 nucleotides long. The record is from the annotation of a GenBank genome assembly. NCBI's taxonomy places the organism in Eukaryota, Metazoa, Nematoda, Chromadorea, Rhabditida, Dracunculidae.
AUGCAUUAUUCUGGAUCUCAUGUAAUAGCGUGGAUAAUUUUGGUUAUUUCAACAAUAAUGUUAAUAAUUUCAUUUAUCACUGAUUAUUGGUCAAGUCAUUAUUUGGCUCAUAACACUGAAACGUUUAAUACAAAUGGAUUAUGGAAUGAAUGUAGAAAAUAUGCAAAACAAUUUCGAUGUAUUAAUCGACUUUCUAAAAUAACAAAUGAUAUUCGCGAAAUUUUAUAUUAUUCCGAUGAUAACGAAUGGGAAUCGCAACAAAAUUAUGACGAUGAAACAAUAAUACAACGUUUAUUUUAA